UCCAGUCAGCUGUCAUCUGUAAUGUGGUGUGCACUCACUGGCGCCCAGACCAAACAAAUUGUUUCGCUAAUAUAUGGAAUUUGUAGCAUAGAAUGGACGAGGAGGAGCAUUUACACCGAUUUGGAACUCCGCUGCCAGCCUUGCAAAAGGAUGUUGUGCCGGCUAAAAAGCCAGUGGCCAUCGAGGAUCAAAUUGUGAAGGACGAAAAUGGAAAGCGGAGAUUCCAUGGAGCCUUCACCGGCGGCUUCAGUGCGGGCUUCUGGAACACGGUUGGCUCACUGGAGGGCUGGACGCCGCAGACCUUUAAAAGUUCGCGGGGCGAGCGGGCGUCGUCAAAGGCUCAGCUGAAACCGGAAGACUUUAUGGACCAGGAGGAUCUGGGCGAGUUUGGCAUCGCACCGCAAGGCAUUCGCACGCGUGAUGAGUUCGCCAAUGAGGACGAGCAGAAGCAACGUUCUGAUCAGAGGCGCCGCAAGUUAAUGCAGCCUGAGUUGGGUGUCGGGGCCAUACCAGGUCUUCCAGUGCUGGAGCAACUUCUACGACCGGUUCGAGAUAAAGUGGCCGUGCGAAUACUUAAAAGCAUGGGCUGGAAACCUGGCCAAGGUGUAGGCCCGCGGCAAACUCGAAAGGAGAAGCGCCAAGCUACGGCCAGAAAUUCCAAAGAGCAGUAUCUUAUGGAACACUACGGCGCGGAGGGACUACCAUCUAAUAAAGAGAACAAAGGAGAAGAAGAUAGCAAUAAUGAGGACGAAGACGAUGAAGAUAUUACAUUUGCUCCGGACGACUACGAGCCGAUCUUUUACACACCCAAGGAGAACCGCUUUGGCAUGAGCUACUCCGGUCUCAACCGUGAUCCCAUUCUGUCCAAAUCGUCUUCUUCUUCUGCCAAGCCUAUGCAACACAUCAAUCUAUUUGGUGAGAUGGAGGCGCAGGCUAACAAAAAGCAACUAUCCAUACGAGGUCAAGCCUUCGGAGUGGGAGCCUUUGAGGAAGAGGACGAGGAUAUAUAUGCCCGCGAUGAUAUGACCCGCUACGAUUUCUCCCUGGCGGACAAGAAACCCAAGCAAAAAAAGCAGCAGCAUGUCCAACAGCGUCAUGUCAUCGAUGGCUUCAGUGAGGACAACUCGCCGGCAGUGCUGCAGAGGCCUUAUGCCAUUGAUUUACCUAGGGAUUUUCAGCCCAGAAACUGGCUGCAGCGACGAAGCCGCUUUGCACCGAUGGACAAAGAAAGAGCCCAGAAACUGGAGACAGCCUCAGAGUACAAACGGUCUGGUCUGGGAAGACACGAUCUCAAUCCGGAUCAACGUGCGCAGAUCUUAGGCGAGCAACAACAAGAGGAAAAGACUGCGGAAGAGCAGCCAAAACGAAAUCCCUUUAAGGAUCAUAGUAAAUCUUUAAUGGAACGCAUUAAUGCCAGAACUGAGGGCUUUACCAAGGGCGGAGUGAUAACCGAAAAUGGCGAGGAGCAGCAAACUGAACUAGCCAAGGAAGUAAAGGAGGCAAAUGCCGCCAUACAAGAGAGAGCAGCCCUCAAGACGAAGGACUUGCCUUCUGCUAUGAAUUCUUCAAGCGCUUUUAAACCUUUUAUAGCUGAUGAAGCUAAGCAGCUGCGAUAUGAGAAAUUCGUAUCAUCAAAGCUUACGGAUGACAAGGAAAUUACGGAGUUCCUGGCGAGAAUGCAACCAGUUACACUAUCUCUGUGGGAUAGGGAGAUGGAGAAGAAGGAGUUUAUUCAGGCGGCAAAGAUAUAUCGACCAUUAGUUGGCCUUAUGAAUGACAGGUUCGUUUCGGAAGCCAAUGUUCAAGCAGAGAAAGUAGAGCAGCAAGAGAAGCCGCCGGAGGAGCGAAAGAUCGUGAUGGAGAGGACCAAGACCAUGUGGAAACCCACCGCACUGCUGUGCAAGCGGUACAAUAUAGCCGAGCCCUUUGGUGGUGCCAUGCUGGAACCAGAAAAGGAACUGAAAGCCAAGGCAAAAAUUUCAGUAUUUGAUUAUCUAGAGACAUCCGUAAACACUAAAGCAAACUUCGAAACCCCCUCUAUUUUUCCCAAGCACAUCGAAAAAUCAAUUCCGGAAAAGGUAGAAACACCACCAUCCCCGCCACCAGCUCCUCAACCAGAAGCUGAGAUACAGGAUAAACCUAAUACAAAAGAAGAGCCGUCUAAGCAUACUUUCGUGCCGAAAACUCCCCUGGAGCAGGCUGUAGAUGAAUCCCGCAACAAACCCAUCUCAGAGAAAGUGGACCUGUUCAAAAGCAUUUUCGAGGACAGCGAUGAGGAAGAGACGGAACUAUCCGAGCAGGAUAAAUUAGCUAUCCUGCAAGAGUCUUUUGGCUUACCCGUAACAUCGACCACCUCAGCUGCCGCCCAAAAUGUCCUGAGAAACACUUCGCCACCCAGAGGAAUCUUUGCUUCCCUAUUUAGUCCUAAGAUAAAGGAUGCUGCCAAAGAACCAGCACCGACCAAGUUUGGUCCCAUCGAGGGAAGCAAACUGAAAAUCGCAUACAAACCACGAAAGGAGCGACUGAGAAACGAUAGGGAGUUGGCAAUGGCUGAGGUGGCGCCAGAGGAUAUUUAUGGACCAAAGUUACCGACAGCACCUCCUCAAAAGCCGGCUGCUCCAGAGAUUCAGGCAGAGGCGAAUAUUGACGACAGACUUCAACAGCUUUGGCAGCAGCACGCGCCUAAAAAGCGCAAAGCUGAAAAGUGGGUGGAAAAGAAAUGCAUAUCCGGCAGCGAAGAUAGCGAUGCUAGUUCUAGCAACGAAUCCUCAUCAUCCGAUUCUUCUGAUGACAAUGACAAGAGAUCCAAACUCAGUAAGCCCAAGAAAUCGCACAAGGGCUCCAGCUCGAAAAAGUCUAAGAAAUCGAAGCUGAAGUCCAAGAAAAAAUCGAAAAAGAGCGAAGAAUCCAAGCACAAGGCCAAGAAGAAGAAGAAGAAGAGCAAACAUUGACUGUAAAUAGUAGUAAAUAAAAUAAAUUGGCUUUCUCUCCAUUUUAAAGUC
This is a messenger RNA of Drosophila melanogaster (fruit fly), 3002 nucleotides long. RefSeq lists its product as uncharacterized. Gene Ontology annotation, molecular function: nucleic acid binding. Bases 93 to 2951 code for a protein of 952 amino acids. The transcript has 3 exons. Gene Ontology annotation, biological process: mRNA processing. The record is from RefSeq and is marked reviewed. NCBI's taxonomy places the organism in Eukaryota, Metazoa, Arthropoda, Insecta, Diptera, Drosophilidae.